AUGAAUUCAACGCUGGCUAACGUGACCGGGGUGAGACCCGAUCCUCACACUCAACAAGGUCUGGUCACAACCAUCGGCUCACAAUCAACUCUUCUUGUCAUUUUCGGCCUUUUGGCCUCCUAUUUGUUCUACGCCAAAAAUGCGAAAUCUUCCAAGUAUGCGAACCUGCCUCUCCCCCCAGGCCCUCCUCGUCUACCUCUCAUUGGGAACAUGUUCAACAACCCGGAUCGUCUGCGUUGGAUCGUUCAUUACCUGUGGAAGCUCGACUACGGCCCAGUCGUCUACCUGAAUGUGUUUGGAAAUCCAAUCAUCGUUUUGACGACGGUAGAGGCCGCGCACGAUCUCAUCAACAAGCGCGCCUCCAAAUAUGCCGGACGCCCGUUGAGUGUCAUUGGUGGCGAGUUACUUGCAAAGGGUUACAACAUGGCUUUUCGCCAGUACGACUCUCGAACACGCUUGCACCAAAGGCUGCAUGUUCCCGGACUGAACCCGCGAUCUGCAAAUGUUUACCAGCCCAUCCACAAGCUUGAGUCUCUUGAGCUCCUCCACGACAUGAUUCAAGACUCGAAGUUCGACUCUAAACCUAAUGAAAAGACAAUUGGAUCGUUGCAAGAGUCAGUAGAGCAAGAAACAAAACCGCAGGACCCCCGUUUGCACUUCCAACGGGCUGCAGGAAGCAGCAUGAACGCCAUCAUGUUUGGCAGACGCCUUGUCAAGGGAGACCCUGACUCUGACGCCAAAAUGGACUUUUUCAAUACUUGCCCGACCCUAAAUAUUAUUGAAAAGAUCACACUAGUCGACAUCUUCCCUUUUCUGAAGCACAUUCCUCACGUCAUCUCUCCUUGGAAACGGGUCGCUGAGCCCCUGUUCGAAAUCGAAAAGGAAUUUCACCUCAAGAACUUGCACAACGCUUUGGAGCAACCCGGGUACAAUCUGUCGAAACAGAUUCUCGAUAGCGCGAAGCGCCUGGACCCCGACAUGAGCGAGACAGAAGUAGCAUGGGUGCUUGGAGCCCUUUUCAUCGCCAACAGUGACACGAGCCCCAGCUUCCUAUGCUGGCUCGUCGUCAUGAUGAUCAACCAUCCGCAGGUUAUUCGAAAAGCUCAAUCCAUACUGGAUGAAGUCGUUGGCCACGACCGCUUACCGAUGUACGAAGACCGUGCGCAAAUGGUUUAUAUCGACGCUAUCAUCGACGAAGUCUUCCGCUGGCGCCCGAUUCUUCCUACGGGGCUCGAACACAGCUCCACGGAGGAAGAUGAAUACAAUGGAUACAGGAUCCCCAAGAACUCCAUCAUGAUCAUCUCUCAAUGGGCAAUGGCAAGAGAUAAGGCCGCUUUCGGUGCUGAUGCCGAUGAAUUUAGACCGGAGCGCUGGAUGGAGCGAGAUGACUUGCCAACCGUGGUCUUUGGGCACGGGAGAAGAACAUGCCCGGGGAGACACGUUGCGCGGGAUGCACUUUGGAUCAUGGUGGCGCGCCUCCUCUGGGCUUUUGACAUGGAAGCACCCUUUGUACCGAACACGACAAGGAGAAAGAUCAUUGAUGAGAUGGCUAUGCCGACGCAUGGCAUCAUUAUCGGACCGUCGCCUUUUGAGGCCGUUUUCAGGCCGAGAGGCGAGUGGGUUGAGAGGGUGGUCCAGAAAGACUUUGAAGAGGCGGAUUUCGAUUUGGGCAAGAUUAUGGAACAGGUUGCAGUUUCCAAAGGUUUUCAGUAA
Molecule: messenger RNA, 1713 nt
Organism: Colletotrichum truncatum
Lineage: Eukaryota; Fungi; Ascomycota; Sordariomycetes; Glomerellales; Glomerellaceae
Product: cytochrome p450
Molecular function (GO): heme binding; iron ion binding; oxidoreductase activity, acting on paired donors, with incorporation or reduction of molecular oxygen
Source: RefSeq, a predicted model, not a curated record